Molecule: messenger RNA, 807 nt
Organism: Saprolegnia parasitica CBS 223.65
Lineage: Eukaryota; Oomycota; Saprolegniomycetes; Saprolegniales; Saprolegniaceae
Exons: 2
Coding region: 1-807 (268 amino acids)
Source: RefSeq, a predicted model, not a curated record
AUGCCAGGCGUCCAGCGCGCUGCUUUUGGUGCCCGCACCAACCCUACGGAGCGCAUCAACCAAGCGAUUGAGGCUCAGGACUGGGAUGGCGCGCAGGCCGCUCUCAACGUCAUCGGCAACGACGGCUUCCGGGAACGCUACAUCAAGUCGGAAGACCAAGCGAUGAAGUCGCGCCACUUUAAGUUUCGAAACAACUCGAUUUACGUCGUCGAGAUGAGCGGUGGUCUUCACGGUGACAUUGCGAAUGGCAUCGACGACGCGAUCAAGGAGGCCACAAGGCCAGAGGCCACGGGGACGAACCAUCGAGUCCUCAAGGGGCACCGCAACGCGUAUGUCGACACGACCCACAAGCUAGCGGCAUGCAAGCUGCCCAAGCUCGAGCCCGACUGCAGCUUUGGCCCUGCGCGCCACAUUGGCGCUAUCAAGCCGGCGCAUCUUCGCUGGAAUGAAUUCUAUACACUCAAGGUUGAGGUUGGCGUGAACGAAGGCUGGCGAAGCAUGAACUGCAAGGUCGUCCAGUACUGCGCCGUUCCAGGUCUGCGCUACGUGCUCUGCGUCUUUGUUUCGCCCGACAUGGAAGUGCGCCAGUGCAAGCUUUUCUCGAUCACCAACAACGAGCUUGAAGGACCCGAUCCAGCCCUCGUCCAGCCGAUUCGGAUCACGGCCACUUCCCGCAUCAUGCUGGAUGCUCGUCGGCUCUUGGCGCUGUCAGACGAAUUGGCCCUUCCAGGGCGCUUUCCCGCCGAGGUGUCUUUCGAUAUAUCGUCACCCGAUCUUGGAAGACGCCUUGCUCUACAUGAGGACUGA